Thecamonas trahens ATCC 50062 is the source of this 1963-nucleotide messenger RNA. Its product is annotated as zinc transporter ZIP12. NCBI's taxonomy places the organism in Eukaryota, Apusomonadida, Apusomonadidae. Gene Ontology annotation, molecular function: zinc ion transmembrane transporter activity; calcium ion binding. The record is from RefSeq and is a predicted model, not a curated record. The transcript has a single exon. The coding region runs from base 349 to 1908 and encodes 519 amino acids. Gene Ontology annotation, cellular component: membrane. Gene Ontology annotation, biological process: zinc ion import across plasma membrane; intracellular zinc ion homeostasis.
CCUGGAGCUCCGCCACAUGAGCUCCGCCACAUGAGCUCCGCCACAUGAGCUCCGCCACAUGGCGCACGAUUUGGCCACAAGUCCAUGAGCCAUUGCCUCAUCUGUAUUGGGUACCCCACCCCUCUCCAACUUGUAUCGCGGUAGCCUCAAGUAGCUGCUGUUGCAAGAGCCAGACGACUUUUGCCCUCUCGCGCACUUCCUCCCUUUCCCCUGCACUUUACACUCGUGAGGCGGACCAAAGCGGAGCACGGUCGACUUGUUUGAGACAUUUGCGGUUCGGACGUUUGCGGAGCAGUCUUUUAUUUGUGCACUUCUGUUUUUGUCAACCUCUAGCAGAAGACUAUCGCCAUGAUUAUGACUGUUAACAUGCGAUGGGCUGCAGUGAUGGCGGCGGUGGCCGCAGUUCUGGUGGUGCUAUGCGCUGCGCCGGCCGAGGCCGCUGACCCGGCCACGGUCCUGUUCAACGCGGUCGAUGAGGACAACUCGGGCUCGUGGUCCGAGGAGGAGCUGACCGAGCUGAUGGAGAAGCUUGGCCUGGCCAAGGCUGGAGCGCAUGAUGACCAUGACCACGACAACGCGCACGCGGUGCGGGUGUCGCAGGCUGCGGCGUCGAGCCCGCUCGAGGCGCACACCCGGGCGCUGGCGCUCGACGAGUGCCACUCGGUCGACGAGCUCAUUGAGGAGUACGAUACCAACAACGACACGCUCAUUGCGCCCGCCGAGGCAUCGCAGAUGUACCCCGCGCUGCUGGCGCUGCAGCAGGCCGGCCUUUGCGCCACGGCGGCGACCGACUCGCACGCGAGCUGCAGCAAGCCGGGCAAGACCAAGGCCUGGUUCGGCGCGCUCGGCGCGACCUUGCUGGUCUCGCUCAUGGGCGUCCUCGGCAUUGUCAUCUUUCCGAUUGUGCAGAAGCGGUGGGUGCUCUCGGCCCUGCUUGGCUUUGCCGUCGGCACGCUUGUCGGUGACGCUGUCCUCCACCUCCUUCCGCACGCGCUCAACGUUGGCGACAGUGACGACGGCCACGCGCACGCCAACCACCCCGCUGACAGCGGCAAGAAGUAUCUCGGCAUUGUCGGAACGACGGCGGCCUCGGUCUUUUUCUUCUUUGUGGUCGAGAAGAUCAUCCACUCGAUGGGCGGGCACCAGCACUCGCACGGCGAGCCGGGCCAGGGCGAGCACUCGCACUCGCACGAUGGCAAGGUGCUCUCGGACUCGGAGAGUGGCGAGGUGAUGGCAUCUGCGGCGCUUGUCACUUCGUCGGGCUCGUCGGACUCGGUCUCGUCGGGCUCGGGCUCGUCGCAGCAGGAGUACAUGUACGAGUACUCGGAGUCGGCUGAGCUCCAGGAAGAGGCUUCGUACUCGUCGUACUCGGCGUCGGCCAUGGAUGCCAAGCUUCAGACCCGUGGCACCAUCUUCCACACCCACUUUUGCUACUCGGUCAAGCCGUACGCUUGGCUCAACCUCAUCGGUGACGGCCUGCACAACAUUAUCGAUGGUCUUGUCCUCGGCGUCACCUUUUCGUCGUCGACCUCGGCCGGCAUUGCCACCAUGAUCGCCAUCAUCUUCCACGAGCUCCCGCAGGAGCUCGGCGACUUUGGCGUGCUGUUCAAGGCCGGCUUCUCCCGCAUUGCCGCCCUCCUCUUCAACCUUGCCACGGCCGCCACCGCCUUUGUCGGCUGCCUCAUCGGCCUCGCCAUCGGCCAGGAUUACGCGUCUGCCAACCCGUACCUGCUUGCCUUUGCCGCCGGCUCCUUCCUCUUUAUCGCCCUCAGCGACCUCGUGCCGCAGCUCAUGCACACCUCGUCCAUCCGCCUCACCCUUAUUGAGAUCGCUGGCAUCCUCCUCGGUUUUGUGGUCAUGCUCAUCAUCGCCCUCACCGAGGACGAGGACGAGUGCUCUGGCCUGUAAACACACGUUACGUCGACCCCGAUCUUGGUAGCGUUGGCCUUUAAGAAACUACUGC